AUGUCGCUCUAUCUCCUUAUCACUUUGUUUGUCACCCAAGUUCUGGCAAUAUGGCCGCUACCAUCAAGUAUGACGACGGGAGAAGAUGUGCUGUUCGUGGAUCGUACAGUCAAGUUCGUCUAUAAUGGUGCCCCACAGCAGGGAAACUAUGGCCACCACAACACGUCGUCUCAGAAGGUCAUCUCUACAGCGAUCAAGUCCACCACUCAAAUUCUGUUUGAACAGAACUUCGUUCCAUGGAAGUUUCACCCUCGCCAUUCGGAUUUCGAGCCUGCGAUCAACACUUCUUGCAGCUACAUCAAAACAGUAUACUUAGAACAGACUGAUGCCGACCCUGCAAAUGUGACGAAGCCUCUGGCCGGCGAUGUUGACGAAUCCUACUCAGUCUCCAUUGCGACUAAUGGCCAAGCUACCAUCACCGCCGCAUCAUCGAUCGGCAUUGCACAUGGCUUGACGACGUUCACUCAACUGUUCUACAAGCACUCCAGCGGUGCAGUCUACACACCUUAUGCCCCAGUGAACAUAACAGAUGCUCCCAAGUUCCAGCAUAGGGGCCUGAACAUGGACGUCUCGCGAGUUUGGUAUGGACCGGCUGACAUAACCCGGAUGAUCGAUGCCCUCGCAUACAACAAAUUCAAUCGCCUGCAUCUUCACAUCACAGAUGCUCAGUCUUGGCCAAUCGAGAUUCCAGCACUGCCCAUGUUGGCCGAGAAAGGUUCGUACCGUGAGGGCUUGACUUACAGCCCUCAAACAAUGGCGUACAUUCAAGAUUAUGGUGCCUCACGAGGUGUAGAGGUAAUCCUCGAGAUUGAUAUGCCAGGCCAUACCUCGUCCAUCGCCUACGCAUACCCGGAACUUAUAGCUGCGUUCAACGAGAAGGACUGGUCAGCAUACGCCGCGGAGCCACCGUCUGGAACCUUGAAGCUUAACUCUUCGGCCGUGACCGAGUUCCUGGACACUCUUUUUGAGGAUUUGCUGCCACGAGUCCUGCCUUACUCGUCAUAUUUCCAUACUGGUGGUGAUGAGGUCAAUGCAAAUGCCUACAACCUCGACGAUACUGUGCGCUCAAACGAUACUGCUAUACUUCAGCCAUUGAUGCAAGCCUUCGUCGACAGAGCUCAUGCCAGAGUGCGAGCUGCUGGUCUGACUCCCAUUGCAUGGGAAGAAAUGCUGUUGACCUGGAACCUGACCUUAGGAUCUGACGUUGUGGUCCAGACCUGGCAGAGCGACGAGGCAGUCGCUGAGACUGUCAGCAAAGGCCACAAAGCUCUGGUUGGCAACUACAACUACUGGUACCUUGAUUGUGGCCAUGGCCAAUGGCUUGACUUUUACCCUGACGUCGCUCAGACAUAUUAUCCCUACCAAGACUAUUGUGCGCCACUUCACAACUGGAGAUUGAUGUAUGCCUACGACCCGCUGAAUGGCGUCCCGGCAAACCUAACACAUCUUGUCCUGGGCGGCGAAGUCCACAUCUGGAGUGAACAAACUGAUCCUGUCAAUGUCGAUAGGCAAGUGUGGCCACGCGCAUGUGCAGCCGCCGAAGUCCUCUGGAGUGGCGCCAAAGACGAGCAUGGGCAGAAUCGUAGUCAAAUAACCGCAAGUCCGAGGUUGAGCGAGAUGCGAGAGCGACUAGUUGCGAGAGGUGUUGGCGCCGAGCCCAUCCAGAUGCCAUUCUGUACGCAGAAUGGUACCCAAUGCGCUCUUCGUGUGGGACAGCUCGUGGCAAUCAUGGCCGUCACUCGGUCCGACGCCGCAUCAUCAAACCACAGCCCAAUUUUGAUUGGCCUGGGCGGCAUAUUACUCCUCUUCCUCGCAAGACACGUAUUUGCCAGAAUACAAGAAGAACGCAAGAUCCGAUCUCUGGGAGCUCACGCUAAGACGAUCAGUUCCUGGGUGCCAUUUGGACUCGGUUUUGUAGCUAGAACCGUGCGAGACCAAUUUAACCACGAUCUUCUUGCAGGAUGGUACAAGACGUUUGCCGACACCUCAGCGGUUCAUCCCUUUACCCGUGAGAUAAGGACCGUAGGAACGCGACUGGUCUUGACUGCAGAUGAGGAAAAUAUCAAAGCUAUCCUGGCCACUCAAUUCCAUGACUAUGGAAAAGGCGCACAGUUCAAUUCCGAAUGGCAUGAUUUCUUGGGAGAUAGUAUCUUUACCACGGACGGAGAGCAAUGGCACGCUUCUCGUCAACUCAUCCGGCCUCAAUUUAUCAAGGAUCGUGUCUCUGAUCUAGCAGUCUUUGAGAAACACUUGAAUGUUCUUCUUCCCAUGCUCGGCGGUUCCAAAGAUGGUCAGACUGUGGAUGCGAUGGAUCUUUUCUUCAAAUUCACAUUGGAUGCCAGUACCGCUUUCUUGCUUGGUCACAGUGUGAACAGUUUGGAGAACCCUCAGGAUCGUUUCUCUGAUGCUUUUGCCACAGUCCAGAAUGUCCAAUCAACCAUUGCUCGAGUUGGACCGCUCAACCGAUUUGUGCCACGCAAGGCGUUCUACGAAUCUCUCAAUAUCAUGGAACAGUUUAUACAGCCGUUCAUCGAACAGACUCUACAGUUGACUCCAGAGGAGCUCGAGAAGAAGUCCAAGUCAGACGAAGGCUACAACUUCUUGUAUGCGCUUGCUAGCUUCACUCGCGAUCGCACAGUCUUGAGAGAUCAAUUGACUGCUGUAUUGCUCGCUGGACGUGAUACUACUGCAUGCACGCUCUCAUGGUUGUUCAGCGAGAUCUCCAGAAGACCGGACAUUGUCGCCAAGCUACGUCGCGAGAUCGAGGAGCACGUGGGUAUGGACAACAAGCCUACCUACGCUCAUCUGAAGAAUAUGCGAUACCUUACUCAUGUCAUCAAUGAGACAUUGAGACUAUACCCUAUCGUACCUUUCAAUGUCAGAGUUUCCUUGAAAGACACGACUCUGCCGCGUGGAGGUGGCCCUGACGGUACCCAGCCUAUUGGUAUUCCUGCCAAUACUCCCGUCGGUUACUCGACCUUGUUCCUACAGCGCCGUGAAGACAUCUAUCCUCCAGCUUCUGAUAAGUUCCCUCACCACCUCAGCUUUGAGCCUGAUCGAUGGGACGGAUGGAACCCAAAGAUGUGGACAUACAUUCCCUUCAAUGGUGGACCACGCAUUUGUAUCGGCCAGCAAUUUGCUCUGACCGAAGUGGCUUACACCGUCGUUCGCAUCUUGCAGACAUACUCACGAGUCGAGUGCAAGAUGGCUAAGCCACCGAAAAUGAAGAUUGACAUUGUGGUUCAACCUGCCGAGCCUGUCAACCUGGUUUUCCAUCGAGCCUAA
This is a messenger RNA of Aureobasidium melanogenum CBS 110374, 3285 nucleotides long. Its product is annotated as putative cytochrome 52A4. The record is from RefSeq and is a predicted model, not a curated record. NCBI's taxonomy places the organism in Eukaryota, Fungi, Ascomycota, Dothideomycetes, Dothideales, Saccotheciaceae. The transcript has 8 exons. The coding region runs from base 1 to 3285 and encodes 1094 amino acids. Gene Ontology annotation, biological process: carbohydrate metabolic process. Gene Ontology annotation, molecular function: heme binding; iron ion binding; beta-N-acetylhexosaminidase activity.